AUGGUCGAACAACACAGACGACGACGGAGGAGCGACGUCGAAAAUAGAAUCGAUGAGAACAACAACAACGGCGCGCAUCGAAACGUACGAAAACGGAGAGAUUUGGUGUGCACGAUCGCGCACGCGAAAACGUUUUCGCAAGUCCUCUCUGGAAUCCAGUUGACGCCGACGAAACGUGGCGGGCAAAAAGUGAAAGCGUGGAUCUCGAAUCGAGGGAUCGGGUUUAUCACUUUAGACCAAUCGAAGAGCUUAAAAGCGACGGCGAUUUUUCGGAGAGGGACGUUCGAGAGGUUUCGAGUUGGGUUCGGGCGCGGUAGGAAUCAGGAGGAGGAGGAAGAUGAGGAGGAGGAAGAUGAGGAAAACGAGGAAAACGAGGACGACGAGGCGGAUGACGGAGACGACGAAGAGCAGAGAAGGGGUCGUGGCGGAGGAGGAGGAGAGUCGACGGGGGAAAGAAGCGACGGUCGUCCUCGAGCAGCGCGGAAUAAUCACGCGAAUAACGGAAACGAACCGCCGGAGGAAGAAGAGAUUAAAAAGUACAUAGGGAUGUCUUUAGACGCGUUCGUGGACGUAUUGGAGAUGUUCGCGAACAGGUCGAACGGCAACGCUCUCCUCGGGGAGGAUUGCGCCGGCGGCCAGACGGUAUCGCUUUCGUACCCGGAUAGGCACGGGCGAGUGGCGUUGGAAUCGAACUCGGUGAGAGAGACGACGGUGAUUGGAGGAGGAGGUGGGAGUGAGAAUCAGAGAGGUUUGAGGCCGUUGCGGCAGACGACGUACGCGGACGUGGCGACCGAGGCGAACGUGUUUGGAGAAGACGAAGAUGAAAUGAAUAACGAGGACGACGAAGACCGCGACGAGUUUUUAAGGAUCGGGAGAGCGCUCGUGACGUUCGUGUUACCGACGACGAGAUGGAAGGAAAUCAUCGAAGAUUUAGAGUGGGCGAACGCAAACGUGUCUUUGAUAGCGACGAGAGAUUCGUUGGCGUUCGUUUCUGAAUCGAGCGACAUUGGAAGCGUCAAAGUCGACGUCGAUUUAUCCUCUCUGGUCGAGUAUUCCUUUCGCGAAGCGUCUUCUCGAGGAGGAGACGGAGGAGGAGGAGGAGGAGGAGGAGGAGGAGGAGGAGAAGGAGAGGGACAGACAUCGAACAAAAGAAAACAAAAGUGGACGUACAAGCAAGAAUUUUUGAAGCGAUCAACGAUGGUUCCAACGCAUAGCGGCGCCGUUAUCGCAACCGCGGGAGGAACGAAUAACACGUUCGGACAAUACCGUCAAACGCAAACGCAAGGUGGUGGAGGCCCCGGAGGCUUCCAUCUACCUCACCAUCGCGUGGAAACCGACGAAGCGUACAAGGCGACGACAAAAAUUUCCGUCGGCGAAACCGGCGUUCUUAAAGUCGCGCACAUGCUCCGUCUCCGCGCGUUACUUGGUCAUCACCAAAGCAACGCGUUUGGCGACACCAACGCCACCACGGCGGACCGAAACGACGGAGUUAGAAACUCGCUCCGCGGCGGCGGCGGCGCGUCCACGUGCAACGUCCCGGUUACGUUCGUCAUGGCCCCCUCGGUCGUCGGAGACGACCACGACGACGACCGCAUGGGUUCGGACGAAGAGCACGAAGAAUACGACGCGGAAUAA
Bathycoccus prasinos is the source of this 1635-nucleotide messenger RNA. RefSeq lists its product with no specific name. Lineage: Eukaryota; Viridiplantae; Chlorophyta; Mamiellophyceae; Mamiellales; Bathycoccaceae. Gene Ontology annotation, cellular component: checkpoint clamp complex. Gene Ontology annotation, biological process: DNA damage checkpoint signaling; DNA repair. The record is from RefSeq and is a predicted model, not a curated record. The transcript has a single exon. The coding region runs from base 1 to 1635 and encodes 544 amino acids.